Molecule: messenger RNA, 1320 nt
Organism: Bolinopsis microptera
Lineage: Eukaryota; Metazoa; Ctenophora; Tentaculata; Lobata; Bolinopsidae
Product: beta-1,3-galactosyltransferase 5-like
Exons: 2
Coding region: 290-1264 (324 amino acids)
Cellular component (GO): Golgi membrane
Molecular function (GO): hexosyltransferase activity
Source: RefSeq, a predicted model, not a curated record
CUCCAUCUUCACUCUCCUUUCGUAACCCUCGGCUCUCUAACACACAUUCUACAGUUACACAGAUUGCCAUGGUGAACAUUCAGUCUAGAUCAAAGUUUGUCUGACCUAUCUGUUUGCUUCUUGUUUUUUAUUCCUAAGUCGAUCAGGAACUGUGCUUUCCGAUAUCGACCGUCUUGAAAUUUGCGUGUUGAAGUUUGAACGGCAGGUUAUAUUCAACAUAAAAUCGUCGGUUUUGCUCGACAGGCAAAAGUAAUAUUUGAUAACACUCAAAGUGAGACACGUUGUUAAGAUGUUUUGGUUGAGAGGAACCCGGUUCAACUGCUACAAAGUCCUCACAUCCUUUGUUUUUAUCUUUACUGUCGCCUCGUUCUUCUUGUCUCUGUGGCUCAGAGCUAACUACGGUAUAAUCCAAGUAUCGACGACCCUGACACCGACCCAAUAUGUUCGGCUAGUAAGACGAGGUGUAACGGCUCCCAAACUGCUCUACACUCACCAUAACUUCAGCAUAGAGCAAUCAAACCAGCUCUGCCAUUCUCUCGCCCCGAAGUCGGGGAACAGGAACGACUUUGUGUUCUUAAUGAUUGUUAGUUCGUGGGAGAACUCUAAACGGAGAGACUAUAUUAGGAAGACUUGGGCGACAUAUCACUGGUUCUGGAAGAACCCAACCAUGACGUACAGCUAUAAAUUUGUAAUUUCUCAACCUGAUCCGAACAGAAAUUACACGGUUCACCCUACUGACUUGGACUCUCCGGAUAUAAUCAUGUCAGAUCUCAACGAACAUUAUUAUUUGCUGGACAUCAAAGUUAUGUGGGGUUUUUCUCACGUUCUCCUCAACCACAAGUUUGAUUACAUUUUAAAAUGUGACGAUGACACUUUUGUAAACCUGUGGCGACUGCCUCCUAAACUCCUCGCAAAAGCAAACACGGACUAUUUCUACGGAGGGAAAGUGUUAGAGACCCACAACUGGGCGGGAGAGGGUAUAAAGUACGCUGCAGGCAGUGGCUAUGUGAUGAGUAGGAAAACUUUGUGUGCAGUUGUUCUGGCACAUUCCGUAUAUUCCCUGGAGACUCCCAGGAUACCUAUAGAGGACGCGUACACGGGUCUGCUGAACGCUCGGAUGGGAAUUAAAGUGACCCCCCUGAGUGGGUUUGCCACUGAGCAUGAGAGUUGUAAAGAUUUUACUACUGUUAUUUUCCAUCAUAUUAACAUGAAACUAUUUGGAAAGCUUCUACACGCUGCAGUUAAUGGAACCCAUUUUUGUUAAGAUUUGGGUUUGAUUUCACUAAUUUCCCAUAACUAUAUGUAUGAUAUUUUUCGGUU